CGAUGUCCGGCGGGUGGGGUGAAGGACGUGCAGAUUGUGCACAGGCAACGGCAUGCAGAGGUUGGAAGUGACACGCCAGAGGGCGCUGCGCUGUCAUGAAUGAACGAUUCAGAUGGCACAGACUUCGAGGUCCAUGUCUCGCAUUGCUGGUCUCAGCUCUUGUUCCCAAAGCUCUAGCACUUUGUGAGAAUGAGCCAGCUGAUGCCGGCGAUUGGCUGUUGUACUUCAACGGCGCGUCAUACUUGAACCUGCCAGAGACGGACAACUGGUCCCGGUAUGGUGGGAAGCAAACCACUUGGAGUAAACUGAUGUUGCGACGAGAUCCACAGGUGGGUGACACCUCUGUCUUGGUGGAUCUCCGAGAUCGCACCUAUGCAGUCAGCGAAGAGUCUGAAUCCGCCUGGGGCAUUGCGGCCGACUGUUCCGGAGCUCCGAGUGUGGGUGAAAUGUCAAUCAAUUUGACAGGGACGCCUUUUGCCUACAAGGCACUGUGCCAAACAGCCGCGGGUUUUGAGUCCUUUGGGAGCGUCUCAUGUGACGAUAACCAGACUUGCACAGCCACCUGUGGUGGAAUCUGUGGUUUCUGUGGUUUGGGGAUCAAGACUACCACGAUGGCGGAACUUCAGGUUGUGGAUGAAUGUGCUUUCAUUCUGGGAGUUCGGUCUUGGGCGACGACGACCUCGCUGACCUCCACCAUCACCUCCACCACUAGCUCUACGAGCAGCACACAUACAUCGACAACCUACCUGGGGAACACCACGACCAGCACCAGCUCGAACUCGAUCACCUCAACCACCAUUACGACCACCACUUUGUCCACGACCACGUCAUCAUCCAGCACCACCACCGAGACCGUAACUGCAAGCACUACCACCCAGGUGGAUGGCUACUACUACUAUCGCUUCUCUCCUUCACAGAUAGCGUCAGAGGAUCCAGGUGCAGCAUGCUGUUGUGCUCAUGCCGUGGCCGAGCUGUACUUCAGGAACUGCGGGGCUGACGUGGAAACCGCCACGGCCGUCGCGAGCAACCCGAGAGGUUCCUGGGCAAGUUGGGGUCCUGCCCAUGCGAUUGAUCAGCUGAGUGGCACCAAGUGGCGAGACACACGUAGGCAGCCGCUGGUCAUUGAAUGGCCUGUGCUGACGUUGGUGGACUCCUACAGUUACCUCACUGCUGCUGAUUGUCCGGACAACGACCCGGUGGCUUUCGAGCUCCACGGUUCUCAGGAUGGCGUGUAUUGGAUCCUGCUGGACUCACGAGUCAUGAGCGAACCGCCUCCCUCAACGGCUUGGCGGCCGGCACAGACCGAAUGGUUCACAUUUAAGAACUGCACGGAGACCACAACAGCUACAACUGUGACCAGGACCGAGACCUCGGCGACCACCACGUCUUCCGUGACGACUUCCAUCACAGGGACCACCACGGCAAGCACCACAACAUCGCCAGAGGGAGCCUUCGUUGUGCUCUUGACCUUUGGGACCUGCGCCAUGCAGCAGUUGCAUCCCAUCCUGGCGCAGACGGAAUGCGAAGAAGCUGCCAGGAAGCUUCAACUGCCUGACACCUCUGUAGAGACCACGGGUCAAGCAAACAGGCCUGAAGGAUGCUACUUCUUCGAAGGGGAUGAGCUUUGGAUGGGUGUGAAUCCUGCCAGUGAGGGCCAUGGGGCGGAGACAUCGGGCCCGAGUGAGAAUGAGACCAGAUAUCCUAUCUGCAGCUCUGUUCCGAACGGAAAUCGUAUAUCUGCAAACAGAGCCGGGCAGCAAGGAUUGAUCUUAACUCCAUUGGUGCUGGUGCUUGUCCAUCUCCCUCUGAGAUGGUGAAAUGUGCAUAAAUGUGCAUAAAUGUGCAAUGUGAUGCAAUGUGAACAUGGAAUUUCUGCAUGGUAAAAUACUGCAGAAAGUGCAGACACACCAAAGGUGUGGUGAAAAAACAACUUUGUAUCAUCCGUCUCACGCUGGAGCUUCGGCUCGGCUCCAUCGACUCAAGGUCGCAG
Messenger RNA from Cladocopium goreaui, 1990 nucleotides. Lineage: Eukaryota; Dinophyceae; Suessiales; Symbiodiniaceae. The record is from the annotation of a GenBank genome assembly.